AUGGACGAUAUUUUGGGAGGAUUUGGUGGACCAGUUACUCAACCACCUGUUCAACAACCACCACAAAACAAUGUUGGUGAUUUCUUUGGAGGAGGUGUUAACAUUGCUGCUCAAGCUGCCAACAUGGGUAAGCAAAAGAAGGAACAAAGAGAUACUACCGGAUUCAACUUUGAUGAUGUUGUAGUUGCUAACAGAGAUAAUGCUCUUGAACAAAACGAACAAGUCCAUCAAGACGCUGCUGUUAAGCAUCAAGUUUUGCUCAAGUCUAACGAAGGUGUUGCCAUUGAAGAUGAACAUUUGCAAGUCAAGAUUAAGACUGAAUAUCACGGAUGUAAGGGUAGACUUAUUCUCCUCUAUGGUAACAAGACUACUAAUCCAUUGACUCAAUUCAAGGUUCACAUUCUCGUUCCAAAGGAAUUGGAAGCUCAAAUUUCCAAGGUUCCACCAAUGAUUUCACCAAAGACUCAAGUCCAACAAUAUGUUGACUUGGUUGCUAAGGGCCCAUUCAGCCAAUUGACUGAUUUGGAUUUGUACUUUGAAGCUAAUCGUAGAUAUUACAGAUUCAACAUCAAGUUGCCAAUCGUUCCACACAAGUUUGUUGAACCAUUGGUCAUCCAAGGUGCUGAAAACUUCUUUAAACAAUGGCACGCAAUUGGAAAGGAACAAGAAGUCCAAAAGAUUUUCCCAUGCACUCCUGUAUAUUCUGAUGUAAAUGCCUGUGCUAAGGUUUUGUCUGAAGGUUUCCGUUUGGCCAUUUUGACUGGUAUUGACAAUCCAAGUAAUAUUGUUGCUGCUGGUUCUUUCUUCUAUGAUCCUGUUGGUAAGGUUAACGUUUUAUUACGUCUUGAAUACAAUGCUCCAAAGCAAGCUUACAGAUUAACUGUCAAGGCUCAAGAUGCCACUAUUGCUCAACAAGUUUUCAAUUACAUCUUACAAGAACUCACCUCCCAAUAA
Molecule: messenger RNA, 954 nt
Organism: Naegleria gruberi
Lineage: Eukaryota; Heterolobosea; Eutetramitea; Acrasida; Naegleriidae
Exons: 1
Coding region: 1-954 (317 amino acids)
Biological process (GO): vesicle-mediated transport; intracellular protein transport
Cellular component (GO): clathrin adaptor complex; membrane coat
Source: RefSeq, a predicted model, not a curated record